Molecule: messenger RNA, 3545 nt
Organism: Ziziphus jujuba (common jujube)
Lineage: Eukaryota; Viridiplantae; Streptophyta; Magnoliopsida; Rosales; Rhamnaceae
Product: probable LRR receptor-like serine/threonine-protein kinase At3g47570
Exons: 3
Coding region: 89-3301 (1070 amino acids)
Biological process (GO): protein phosphorylation
Molecular function (GO): protein binding; ATP binding; protein kinase activity
Source: RefSeq, a predicted model, not a curated record
UUAAGUCAUUUAAAAGGCUAGAAAAUCAGAUCUGGUGUCAAUGUCAUCAGAUAGCUACUAAAAUUUCUACAUUGUCCAACCAAUACGAAUGGAGCUCCCAGUUUGGUCGGUAUUGACGCAUAAAAUUAUACUUGUUUUGGCUUUGACAGCAGCGGUAGUAGUAGUAGCAGCAGCAGGUGGAGGUGGAGGAGGAGGAAAUCAUUAUAAUAUCGAAACAGAUAAGCUUUCUUUGCUUGGCUUUAAGUCCCAGAUAACAGUAGAUCCCCAUGGAAUUUUGAACUCUUGGAAUGAAUCUCUGCACGUGUGCGAGUGGACGGGCAUCACAUGUGGCCGACGGCACAGGAGGGUGACCAAGUUGGAGCUCAAUUCAUACGAUCUCAAGGGUAGCAUAUCUUCCCACGUUGGAAACUUGAGUUUUCUUAGGACGUUAGACCUGCACAACAAUACCUUGACCCGCCAAAUCCCUCCACAAAUCGGCCAUUUGUUCCGGCUGACAGAAUUAAUCCUUACCGACAACUCCUUGAGUGGCCCAAUUCCACACAAUAUAUCUCGUUGCUCUAGCCUUCAAAAUGUAACUCUAGCUCGUAACAAUCUUACUGGAAAAGUUCCGGUAGAGAUUGGAUUGCUAUCUAAGCUUAAGGCCCUUGAUUUGUCUACCAACAAUUUGGUCGGCGAAAUACCUGAAUCCAUUGGAAAUCUUUCUUCGCUCGAGAGGUUCAGUUUGUCAAUAAACAACCUGCAUGGAAGCAUUCCAAGCAGCUUUGGUCUGUUAAAAAGUUUGAGCGUUUUUCUGCUUGGGGAGGCUGGUCUAUCAGGUGAAAUUCCUCACUCCAUGUUUACUAAUCUUUCUUCGAUUACACGAUUUGGUGUAACAGCAAACCAACUUCAAGGAAGCCUACCUUCUGACUUGGGCCACAAACUUCCAAACCUAGAGUACCUUCAAUUGUCAGACAAUCAGUUUGGUGGACCAAUUCCCACCUCUUUUUCUAAUGCCUCAAACCUCUUAUAUUUCGAAGUUGCCAAAAAUAACUUCACUGGGAAAGUGCCAAGUUUUGCAAGGUCGUCCAAUUUGCAGUACCUACUUCUUCAACUCAACAAUCUUGGAUCUCGUGAGAAUGAGGAUUUAAAUUUUCUUUCUUCUCUCACAAACUGCACACACUUGCAAGCUUUAGGUAUUUCUGACAAUGAUUUUCGAAUGGUCAUGCCCAAAUCGAUCGGCAACAUCUCAACUGAGCUUGUACUAUUUGAUAUGGGAUAUAAUCGGAUCCAUGGAAGUAUUCCCACUGAGAUUGGAAAUCUCAUUAACUUGGAGUUAUUAUCCUUUGACCACGCUCAACUCACAGGCGCUAUUCCCAGCUCAAUAGGUAAGUUACAAAAGCUGAAUGAUAUAUACCUCAAUAACAAUAAACUCUCAGGGAUUGUCCCUUCUUCUUUAGGGAAUUUGACACAGUUAAGUAGACUCUAUCUACAGUCAAACAAUUUACAAGGAAGCAUACCAUCAAGUCUUGGAGAAUGUAAGCGUUUGACAUUAAUGGAUCUUUCUCAAAACAAUCUCAGUGGUCCUAUACCGACACAACUUAUUGGCUUGUCAUCCUUUUCCAUUGCAUUAGAUUUAUCAAGCAACAGCUUGACUGGUCCUGUCCCUACAGAAGUAGAUCAUUUGGUAAAUCUUCCCUCUCUGGAUCUUCAUGAUAAUAAGUUAAGUGGUGAAAUUCCUACCACUCUUGGUGGCUGCACAGUCUUGGUGUAUUUAUAUUUGAAUGGAAAUUCAUUGCAGGGGGAUAUUCCCUCAUCUUUGGCUUCUUUGAGAGGAAUUGAACAAAUUGACUUGUCUAGCAACAACUUAUCCGGCACAAUUCCAAGAUAUUUGCAGACUUUUCACUUCUUGGAAAUUUUGAACUUAUCGUUUAAUGAUUUUGAAGGUGAGGUUCCUAUUCAGGGAGUGUUCAGUAAUGUAACUGCACUUUCCGUAGUGGGAAACACAAGGCUAUGUGGAGGAGUACUCCAAUUAAACCUACCUAAAUGCUCCACCAAUCCGCACAAGAAGCAUAGACUAUCUCACAAGGCCAUGAUCAUUAUUGUUUGCGUUGCUUGUGGACUUGUUGCAUUGGUACUAGCAAUGUAUUUGCUCGUACUUUGUGUGUUGAGGAAAAGAAGAAAGUCACCAAAUUUGGGAUUCACAUUUGGAAUUCCCUUAUUGAAAGUGUCAUAUGGAGAUCUUUUUAAAGCUACUGAUGGCUUUUCUUCAGAGAAUUUGAUUGGUGCUGGAAGUUUUGGUUCUGUGUACAAGGGAAUCUUAAAUCAGCAAGAGGCACAAGUUGUUGCUGUGAAAGUACUAAAACUUGAAACUUCAAGAGCAUCAAAAAGUUUCAUAGCAGAAUGUAAUGCCUUGAAAAGGAUGAAGCACCGAAAUCUUGUCAGAAUUAUAACCGCAUGUUCAAGUAUUGACUUUCAGGGGAACGAUUUCAAAGCUCUUGUCUACGAGUUUAUGGUGAAUGGGAGCCUAGAAGAGUGGCUACAUCCAACUCAUAGUGCAAGUUCGGGAGAAGAAUAUAAGCAUUUGAGUCUUACAGAAAGAGUAAACAUUUCUCUUGAUGUGGCAAAUGCUCUGGAUUAUUUGCACAAUCAAUUGCAUGUGCCAAUAGUUCAUUGUGAUUUGAAGCCAAGUAAUGUUCUCUUGGACAGAGACAUGAAUGCUCAUCUUGGAGAUUUUGGAUUGGUGAGGUUCCUUCCAGAUGCUUCCCAUCCAUUUUCCUCAGAACAAAUUAGCUCUCUUGGAAUACGAGGCUCCAUUGGAUACACUGCCCCAGAAUAUGGCAUGGGAAGCGAGGUAUCAACAUUGGGCGAUGUCUAUAGUUAUGGAAUCCUGCUGUUGGAGAUGUUUACAAGGAAGAGACCUACAGAUAUGAUAUUUAGAGAUGGUUUGAAUCUACAUAACUUUGCUCUGACAGGUCUGUCUAGUGGCGUGGAAGAAAUUGUAGAUGCCAUACUACUUCAGACAGAAGAUGAAAGUAGCAUCAACACCACUCACAACAAAAUUAAUGGGGCUCAAAGUCAAUGCAUUCACGACUGCUUGAUUUCUGUUAUUAAUAUUGGACUUGCUUGCUCUGCCGAGUUGCAAAGAGAGCGAAUGGAUAUUGCUGACGUUGUUUCUGAACUUUGUCACAUAAAAGACAAACUUCUUGGAAAACCAUACAUAGGGAGCAUUAAGAGCCGUCUAAACAGAGAAGCCAGUGGUUCUUUAGGAGGAGCUCUUGGAGUUGGAGGGCAUGGCCAGCAGUUUAGCAGAAGUGAUGAUUGAAUAUUUCGUGUCAUUGAAACUAUUUACCAGCUAAUAAAGUUAUGCUUAAUGUAUUAAAUAGUGUAGUAUAGUCAACAACACAUUUUCCUCUUCUCUUCUCCUUCUUCUUUUAUGUUAUUAUACUUGUCCAACUUUACAUAGCACCUCUAUUACUGCAAACAUUUAAUUUGGAAAUUUACAUGAUGCCAGUUAGCUUGUGUGUUAUGAUUCCUAUGUGGCCUAUUUCAUCUAAUCAAUGUAUUGG